Molecule: messenger RNA, 1644 nt
Organism: Octodon degus (degu)
Lineage: Eukaryota; Metazoa; Chordata; Mammalia; Rodentia; Octodontidae
Gene: Pdia2
Product: protein disulfide isomerase family A member 2
Exons: 11
Coding region: 18-1604 (528 amino acids)
Biological process (GO): protein folding; response to endoplasmic reticulum stress
Cellular component (GO): endoplasmic reticulum
Molecular function (GO): protein disulfide isomerase activity
Source: RefSeq, a predicted model, not a curated record
UGGAGCCCGGCACUGCCAUGAACAACCAGCUCCUGACUGUGCUGCUGCUCCUGCUGGGGGUCUCAGGCCCCUGGGGACAGGGACAGGCUCCACAAGGUCCCUUGGAGGACCUCCCAGAGGAGCCACCUGGGGAGGAAGUUCCCAAAGAGGAUGGGGUUUUGGUGCUGAGCGGCCGCACCCUGAGCCUGGCAUUGCAGGAACACCAGGCCCUGCUGGUGGAGUUCUAUGCCCCAUGGUGUGGGCACUGCCAGGCGCUGGCCCCUGAGUACAGCAAAGCAGCCACUCUGCUGGCAGCUGAGUCAGCCCCAGUUACACUGGCCAAGGUGGAUGGGCCUGCAGAGCCAGAGCUGAUGAAGGAGUUUGGUGUGACAGAGUACCCCACUCUCAAGUUCUUCCAAGAUGGGAACCGCACACACCCUGAGGAGUACACAGGACCCCAGGAAGCUGAAGGCAUUGCUGAAUGGCUAAGGCGACGGGUGGGGCCCAGUGCUGCACACCUCAAGGAUGAAAAAGACACUGAGGCACUGAUGGAUGCCUGGGAUGUGGUGGUCAUUGGCUUCUUCCAGGACCUUCAGGAUGAGGAUGUGGCCACCUUCCUGGCCCUGGCCCGGGAUGCUGUCGACAUAACUUUUGGUCUCACUGACCAACCACAGCUUUUUCAGAAGUUUGGCCUCACCAAAGACACAGUGGUCCUCUUUAAGAAGUUUGAUGAAGGGCGGGCUGACUUUCCAAUGGAUAAGGAGACUGGCCUGGACCUGGGGGAUCUGUCCCGCUUCCUGGUCACACACAGCAUGCACCUGGUCACAGAAUUCAACCAGCAGACAUCCGAGAAGAUCUAUGCUGCUCGGAUACUCAACCACUUACUGCUGUUUGUGAACCAGACGCUAGCCCCACACCGGGAGCUGCUGGCCAGUUUCAGGGAGGCAGCUCCCCCCUUCCGGGGGCAGGUUCUGUUUGUGGUGGUGGAUGUGGCUGCCAACAAUGACCACGUGCUGCAGUACUUUGGUCUCAAGGCUGAGGAGGCCCCCACCCUGCGCUUGGUCAACAUUGAGACCACCAAGAAGUAUGCACCCACAGAUGAGGGCCCUAUCACUGCAGCGUCUGUGGCUGCUUUCUGCCACUCAGUCUUCAGCAAUGAAGUCAAGCCCUACCUGCUAAGCCAGGAGCUUCCCCCUGAUUGGGACCAUCAGCCUGUUAAGAUCCUUGUGGGCAAGAAUUUCGAGCAGGUGGCUUUUGAUGAAACCAAGAAUGUGUUUGUGAAGUUCUAUGCCCCAUGGUGCAGCCAUUGUAAAGAGAUGGCCCCAGCCUGGGAGGCUCUAGCUGAGAGGUACAGAGACCAUGAGGACAUCGUCAUUGCUGAGCUGGAUGCCACAGCCAAUGAGCUGGAGGCCUUUGCGGUGCACGGCUUUCCCACCCUCAAGUACUUCCCAGCAGGGCCAGGUCGGAAGGUGAUUGAAUACAAAAGUGCCAGGGAUCUAGAGACUUUCUCCAAGUUCUUGGAUGCUGGCGGUGAGCUGCCUGUGGAAGAGGCCACAGAGAAGCCUGAGAUGCCCUUCCUGGAGCCACCAGCCAACUCCACCCUGGGGCCCAAGGAGGAGCUAUAGUCACCCUGAUGCAUCUCCCUGAAGUCUUGGGGCACUGGAG